AUGGAUGAAAAAAGAUCAAUACAUACGUCUUCUAAACUUGGAGAAGAUAAGCUUGUCACGAGAGAACCUUCGAAAAAUGCAAAAGGAGACAGCGAAGAUCCCAUUGGCUCAUCUCGUCCUCACAUUUUCAAACGGGAAAAAUAUAAAAUUGGAUACAAGCAAAUAACGAGUGAUCAGUACUUCGGUAAAUCAGAAUCAAUUUCGGAAUCCUCUGAUACAUUUCAUUGCUUCCACGGCUCGCGGGGGAAGCUUCACACGAAAGAGGGUAUUCUUAAACGAAACUUGACAAAGGAGUUGGAUCCUAUUCAAAUUCCUAGCAAAUGGAGUGAUAAAUGUCGGCCUACCAGCGGAUGGGAGGUGGCGGCAACCCUAGAGUUCAUGACUACAGAACCAAUGGCACAGCAAACUGACAGAAUAGAAGCUUACAUCCGUGAUUUCUCAAAAAUAUCUCGUCAUGGAUAUAAAAUUGAAGUUCUAAAAAGUUUGUGUGUUGUCAUGGAAUACCUAGUGGAGAAUUUAGGCAAAAAGCCUAAUUUACGAGAAGGGACUGUCCUUCUCUUGAAGAAUUUGGAUAAACCAAUUUUGUUAACCGUUGCCUCUGACGUCGUUUCACAAUUUGACGAACUCACAAGAUAUAUCGGAUUUCUGAGUUACCUUCUCAUUCGGAUGGAGGAAGACGAGUUGUUCGACUAUGUAGCACGCGGUUUGCUAUGGCAACUAUCAGCCAAAGAUGCGGACCGCGGUGCAGGCGCGGUGCCGCUGCAGGUGGUGCUCCACGCCGCAAGUCCGGCACUGCACACUGCGGUGCGCAUGCUGGCCCUUUCUUCGUCUCAUCGAUUCCCCGUCUUCCUGCAAAUUACUUUGUUUAUGGCCUGUGACUCCGCCGCUUAUUGUAUUGAAAUGAUCAAAGAAAAUGUAAUUGAGAACAUAUUUUACCGAUUCAAUCCUUACUUCCCUGAGGACGAGUUGCCUGCUUACGAAAACAACCCGGCUGACCCGCAGGACUACAACGUCAAACUAGGAGACAGCAGCAUUAACCUGUCAACGACAAUGACUUUGCUUCUCGUACUUGUACAAGCUCUAAAAAACUAUUUAGCUGAAAAUGUUACCUGUCAUUCUCUACUUCCGUCUCCAGAUUACUACUCUCAAAGAUGCUUUAUUUGGGCGUAUCGCUUCGAAUGUCGCGCUCGGGAACAUCAACACGAGAGAAGCACACUGACCGUUAUCACGCAUGCGCUCCUCCACUGCUUUGGUGACCGGCUGAUGGCUUUCUCUUCUUUAUUAAUGCCAGAUGUAAUGACAUUGUCCGUGCUUACUGAGGUUCCUCGCAGACGAGAUUGGACUCGGACAGUCAACUUCAACACUACCCAAGCAGAUCUUCUCUUCAAAAAAGUUUUGAUUUACUUAUCUGUGGAAUUCCUUAAAACUAUACCAGUUAAUAGCUUUAUGGUGGAGUCUCAGAACUGGCUAUUGGGUGUAAUGUUUUUGCUAGAUCCCGGUCUGAGUCCACUUAGAGCUCACUGGUCACCGGCUCUUUUUUCCGAUCUCCGAAAGACGGCGUUGCAGGCUUUGGUCAGUACACUGCCCGUCGUGCCGCCAAGAUUAGUUCGAGAAUACGCAAUAAUAAGAAGGAUAUUGUGGUAUAUUGAAUGGUAUUCGGAGAGCCCUUACGAACUCCCGACGCUGUAUUGGUGCGUGCGUCUGCUGCAAGUGGCUACCCAUGAUCGCCACAUUGCUUCGAGACGAGACUCCGUGAGAGACUUGUUUAACACUCACGGAAUCAUAAUACUGACGCACCUGUGUUACACGCUGCUGAAGCAGAGAUGUCCGCCGGUGGAAAAGAGUCAAGUCAUUAUCGCGCUCUGUCUCCGCGUUCUCACGAGCGCUGUGGAAGCCGACACGCGAGUCAGCUGUUGUGUAUAUCCGCGGCUCAGCUGGCCCGCCUCCGUCUGUACGCUAGCCAGCAGGAUGCUGAACGUCGUUAUUUUCUCGCUCAACAAGCAUCUAAUUAUUUCAGAUAGGUGGCUGAUAUCUUUGUUAAACUUUAUCUGGGAGGCAAUCGUUUGGCAAAAAGAACACAGAGCACGUUUCAUCAUAAACAACGGUGUUUAUAAUCUUUUGGAUAUCAUAACGGUUAGCAAAGCUUCGGUCCAGUGCCUCGCCCUGGCGGUGCUAUGCGACGUCGUGCGCAGCGGAGACGCGGUUGCUCAACUGGUGACCUGGCGGCCUAGUCUGGUGAUCUUAAAUUCUUAUCCGUGUAUGGUGAAGCGAGGAUCUUCAAUAGCGGCUCUUAUGGCGGCCGUGUUCAGGGACGAGUGUCAGUCCGAUGGAAUACCACUUGACGAACACGGUGUUAUAAAAAAUUUGGAUAGUCCCUUUCAAUCGCCAGAAUCACAGAUGACAAUAUAUAAUCAGAAUUGCCCAGAAAUAAAAAGUCGACGCACGCCCGAGUGCGUGCCCGCGGCAACAACAGCUGGAUCGCGGGUGUCUAAGGUUUUUGCACUUUUACAACUAUUAUCUGAAGAUUUAAAAAACAAAGUCGCUCUGGCGGACGAGGCUUACAACUUGUAUAAAAAUAUACGACUCGAACCGGAAGACGAGGUAAUCCUAGUACUGUGCUCUCAUUAUCUAACGAUUGAGCUUAACGAGACUUGGUCGGAAACGAAAGUAAAAAUACCACGACUGUUGGUGCAAGAUGAAGCUAUUUUUAACGAGUUUCUAGAAAUAAAUGGCGGCUGGGCACUGGACAUAAGACGACAACAACAACAAGUUUUGGAAAAUCGUCACAAAAGAGAAAUGGAAGAUGAAAACUCCUUGUAUGUCUUCCUACAGCGAGUGCAACUUAACGUAGCACUAGACGCUCUACGAGAAGUCCGCUGCGCGGCGAGAAGCGCUCGCACGCCCCACCUAGGUCCGCAAGGCGACGUCGCGCUCGAGGACGACGCCUCACUUAUCCGCACCUACCGUCCACCACUCGAUGACCAAAAUGUUACCGGCCAGUGCGUGAAGUUGUACAGCAUUCAACCAAAGAAUGACUCGUCUGGGAAAAAUAUAGGUUCUCAGACAUAA
Nymphalis io (European peacock) is the source of this 3069-nucleotide messenger RNA. RefSeq lists its product as uncharacterized. Lineage: Eukaryota; Metazoa; Arthropoda; Insecta; Lepidoptera; Nymphalidae. The coding region runs from base 1 to 3069 and encodes 1022 amino acids. The record is from RefSeq and is a predicted model, not a curated record. Gene Ontology annotation, biological process: positive regulation of flagellated sperm motility. The transcript is spliced from 20 exons. Gene Ontology annotation, cellular component: non-motile cilium; sperm midpiece.